Molecule: messenger RNA, 219 nt
Organism: Peronospora matthiolae
Lineage: Eukaryota; Oomycota; Peronosporomycetes; Peronosporales; Peronosporaceae
Source: the annotation of a GenBank genome assembly
AUGGGGUCUGCCUUGGCGCAGCAGAUGGCCCAGAAGUGUCAACUGCUGGAGGAUCUCCAUGAGCUUCGUACUUCGGCGUCUCAUUUUGUGGAGUUCGUACAAUCCAAGUACGGUCGCAUGCGAGUCCGAUACGAAGAGGUGGUCAAGAGGUCUGACGCCUUCCGGGAGGCGUUAGUCGACCGGGUAUAUCAGACUGCUGUGAUCGCGCAUUUGAAAUAA